This is a messenger RNA of Xylaria bambusicola, 1323 nucleotides long. RefSeq names its product S-adenosyl-L-methionine-dependent methyltransferase. Bases 1 to 1323 code for a protein of 440 amino acids. Gene Ontology annotation, molecular function: O-methyltransferase activity. The record is from RefSeq and is a predicted model, not a curated record. Lineage: Eukaryota; Fungi; Ascomycota; Sordariomycetes; Xylariales; Xylariaceae. The transcript has 4 exons.
AUGGACAUUAAGGCAGCUCAGAGCGGUGAGAUCUUAACUUAUGGAAACGAUGCUCAUGGGGGCGUUUCCCUCAUCACUCUUGCAGAAAGCAUCCUAAAACAGAGUAAAACCAUGACGAAGUUCUUUCACGAUAAUAACUUCGAUAUGCCUGAGUUUUCUCCUGGGUCAAGUCAACGUCUUACCACUGAUGAGUUCCUGCAUCUGCAGAGUAGCUUACGAACAUCUCUUGAAGAUCUUCAGUGGCUAGUCGAAGGCCCGCGCAGAUAUCUGCGGUCCCUGACCACGAUGGGAUAUGACAUCGCAGCCAUGCAGAUAGCCCUGGAUUUCAACUUCUUCACACUCGUACCGCCAAAUGGAGAAGUUUCCCUAGAGGAUUCAGCACAGAAAGGGGAGCUAGAUUUGGAUCGAACGAGUCGGGUGAUACGUCUGCUUAUAACUCACCGAAUCUUCGAGGAGAAACGGCCCGGUUAUAUAUCACACAGCGCCAGUUCUCUUAUUAUGCGGGACGAUGACGAGUUGAGAUGUACUGUGCACUACUCAUUCGAUGAGAUGCUUAAAGCGGCUGCGGAGUCGAGUAUCAGUCUUAAGGAGCAUCCUUCUGAGACGGACAGUACUCAUUGUCCCUUUUUUACAAGACAUGGACUACCAGUAUUCCAGUUCUAUGAUAAUCAUCCCGAAAAAGCUGUGCGCUUUGCUAAGGCCAUGGCGGGCGCAACAAGAAUGGACCGCCACAUUACAGAACUGCGAGAUUGUUUCUCUUGGGGAGAGAUACAAGGCACUAUCAUAGACAUCGGUGGCGGAAGUGGCCAUAUCUCGAUAUUUCUUGCUCGGCUGUUCCCACAUCUGAGUUUUGUCGUACAAGACGCCUCGACAGACAUGCUUGCUGAGGGCCGCUCGCUCUUGACUGAUGACGUCAAGGAGCGCGUCAGCUUCGUGCAGCAGAGCUUCUUCGAGCCGCAGCCACGUAGAGAUGACGAUCCCGCAGCAGCAUACCUGCUGCGCCAGUGCACGCACAACUGGUGCGACCGAGACGUGGUAACCAUGUUCCAGUCUGUUGUCCCGGGGCUGGAGUCGUCUGGGCCAGCUACACCUCUCCUCGUCAACGAUAUCAUCAUGCCCGAGCCUGGCGAGAGCUGGCCGCGACUCCUAGAGCGGGAUAUCCGUCAGAUCGACAUGAUCAUGCUCGUUAGCUAUGGCGGCAAGCAGAGGACAGAGGCGGAGUUCGCGUCAUUGCUCAAAGAGGCCGACGCCCGUUAUGAGAUACGUCGGGUGCAUAGGACUGGGCCACUAGGAUUGCUGGAGAUUUACCUGAGAGGUGCCUAG